AUGCCGUGCGUGGACAGCGAAUUUGUUCAUUGGUACGUGCACGCUGUACGCAGCACGCGUGGCAUUGCCGAUAUGCGCAACAGCGGUGGCGCACGAGUACUCGUGGAACAAGAGCGACACGCGCCUGAUUGCAGCAGGGUGGCAUAUUUGCAGGGCACGGUGCUUUCGUCGUUCUUCUGGGGCUAUGCAUGCACGCAGAUGGUGGCCGGCCAUCUGGCUGAUCGUGUUGGCGGUGAGAGGGUGCUGAAGCUGUGCACCCUCACCUGGGCAUUCCUGACCUUCUUCACACCGCAGCUCUUCGAUUUCGCCCAGUCCACGCAUCAUCCGAUGUUCUUCAUCAUCCUCAUUCGCACCGCAACUGGCAUCGGCCAGGCGUUUCAUCUUCCAUCGAUGGCUUCAUUGACUUCUCGACAUCUGACCUUCCACGACAAGGGACGUGUGUUUGGCAUAUGCCUGGCUGGAUCACAUCUCGGAGCGUUAUUUUGCUCUUCAGGUACUACAUCGUUUUUGUGGUGGAUAAUGCUUCGCUGCAUGUCUUUGAGUCGUAGCAAGCCAGCUGAGCUCAGUGAUUCGGAUGGCGGAGACCUGAAAGUGCCAUUGAUAAACGGUGUCCGGAAAUCGUUGAUCUCUUCUGGUUGCACGUCAGACAGUGCUGUUCCCUGGGAAGCGCUGCUGAAGCACCCUUCAUUCUGGGCUGCAGCAUUUGCGCAGUAUUGUGGCGCGAACGCGUAUUACACUAUGUUCAGUUGGCUGCCUUCCUACUUCGCGGACACGUAUCCGAGCGCGAAAGGUGUGGUAUACAAUGUGGUGCCCUCCGUGGCAAUCGUUAUCACUUCGUUUUGUGCCCCUUUCAUCGCCACACGACUGCUGCUCAGGGCUCACUCGCUGUCCCUAACAAGGAAGCUGAUGGAAGGCAUUUCUUUAUGUGGUAUGGCAGUGUGCCUACUGAUUUCGUCAAAUUCCAUGAAUUUCACUACUGCACUGUUUAUUUUCACACUAGCUAUGGCAGCACGAGGUUUGCAUCAUGGUGGUGUUUCCGUCAGUCCAUGCGAUCUAGCACCUAAUCACACGGGUUCCGUUUUUGGUGUGUUCAAUGCUUUUGCGGCGACGACUGGUUUUAUUGGCGUGUAUGUAGCAGGUUACGUGCUCCACGAAACAGGCAAUGGUUGGGCUUAUGUGUUCAUAUUCACUGCACUACAGUGCCUGGUUGGGGCGCUCAUGUUCGCACUGUUUGGAACCGCUAAUCGAAUUAUAUAA
Molecule: messenger RNA, 1257 nt
Organism: Gongylonema pulchrum
Lineage: Eukaryota; Metazoa; Nematoda; Chromadorea; Rhabditida; Gongylonematidae
Source: the annotation of a GenBank genome assembly